Molossus molossus (Pallas's mastiff bat) is the source of this 432-nucleotide messenger RNA. RefSeq names its product heat shock protein HSP 90-beta-like. The transcript is spliced from 2 exons. Gene Ontology annotation, biological process: protein stabilization; cellular response to heat; protein folding. The coding region runs from base 1 to 432 and encodes 143 amino acids. Lineage: Eukaryota; Metazoa; Chordata; Mammalia; Chiroptera; Molossidae. Gene Ontology annotation, cellular component: plasma membrane; protein-containing complex; cytosol. The record is from RefSeq and is a predicted model, not a curated record. Gene Ontology annotation, molecular function: ATP binding; ATP-dependent protein folding chaperone; disordered domain specific binding.
AUGAAAGGGUUUGAGAAAGGAUACUGUCAGAACCGUAGGUGUUACGGUUGGACAGGUAACGUGGAGCGUAUCAUGAAAGCCCAGGCACUUGGGGAUAACUCAACAAUGGGCUACAUGAUGGCCAACAAGCACCUGGAGGUCAACCCCGACCACCCCACUGUGGAGACUCUGCGGCAGAGGGCGGAAGCAGACAAGAACGAGGAGGCUGUCAAGGACCUUGUGGGGUUGCUGUUUGAAACUGCGCUGCUCUCUUCCGGCUUCUCACAUGGGGACCCCCAGACCCACUCCAACCGCAUCUACCGCAUGAUCAAGCUCGGCCUGGGCAUUGAUGAAGAUGAUUUGUCAGCAGAAGAACCCAGUGCUGCUGUUCCUGACGAGACCCCCCCUCUUGAGGGUGAUGCGGAUGCCUCUCGCAUGGAAGAAGUAGAUUAG